This is a messenger RNA of Pyricularia grisea, 537 nucleotides long. RefSeq lists its product as uncharacterized. NCBI's taxonomy places the organism in Eukaryota, Fungi, Ascomycota, Sordariomycetes, Magnaporthales, Pyriculariaceae. Bases 1 to 537 code for a protein of 178 amino acids. The record is from RefSeq and is a predicted model, not a curated record. The transcript has 2 exons.
AUGGCUCGUCCCACCAACCCGGAGACACACGACAAGCAGCGAAAAGAGCUGGUGCGGAAGCGCGGCGGCAGUCUCAUGAGAAAGGCCGAGCAACUCGGGAAGCUUGGCGAGACCUUCGUGCUGGCCGUUGUCUUUGAUCCACUCUACGGCUACGAGCAUUGUCCACAUCCCCAAGGGCUUCGAAGAGCCGAACAUCAAAAAAGUGUCGAGGCAAGUGACGGGAGCUACUUGCAAGAGGACGACGGCGACUCCUCUGUGGAGGAAAAUGGCAAUCAGGAGGACAAUGAGUUGCUGGCAUACUCGAAUGGCACAUCUGAGAUUGAUGCUCCCCGUGAGGUGGAUGACGAUUUCGAAACCCUCUUUCGACAGAUCCAUUUCUGCAACGAACCGAAGAUAGCAGAUUUUCAGCCAGUUAGGACGCAGGCAUCCACAGUGAAGAGGAGGAUAGUAGGGAUCCGCUUGAAAGAUGGAAGGUUCAUCCCGAAGGGGAGUCUCGACAUGGGCAAUAACACCUUGAGUGUGCAUCGGGUAGAUUAA